CUGAAAAAAAAAAUCAAAAUCACACGAAACCCCAUAUUUAUCUUAAAAAUUAGAAAGAGAAACCUUGUGACUUUCAUCGAUUUCGUCUAAGAACUUGCGAGUUACAGCAAAUGUUUAAGGAUCAUCAUCAGGGUUGAAGCAACAUAGCCGUACUCUUCCUUAUCAUAGCGAUCGGAUUCUUUACUCUGGACGAAUUCACUCAGUUUCAGACCAAAUCUCUACCACUGACAUCCGAUUGCAACAAAAAUCAUGAUCACAACGCAAAGAAGUCAUACAGGAGGAGGGGGUUUACAGAGCCCUAGAUCCCCAUCUUCGCAACCUCCGUUUUUAUCAGUAUCUGUAACUGAUCCUGCUAAAAUGGGCAAUGGAGUUCAAGCUUAUAUCUCCUAUAAGGUCAUCACCAAGACUAACUUUCCAGACUAUCAAGGCCCAGAAAAGAUUGUUAUUAGACGUUAUACUGAUUUUGUUUGGUUAAGAGAUUGUCUCUUUAAGAAGUACAAAGGCAUCUUCAUUCCUCCACUUCCAGAAAAGAGCACUGUAGAGAAGUUCAGAUUCAGUGCUGAAUUCAUAGAGAUGAGGCGUCAAGCAUUGGAUUCAUUUGUCAAUAGGAUUGCAUUACAUCAUGAACUUCAACACAGUGAGGACCUUCGAACCUUCUUGCAGGCUGAUGAACAGACGAUGGAAAGAGCAAGGUCACAAGAUACUGGAAUCUUCAAGAGGAAGCCAGCUGAUUUAAUGCAGAUAUUCAGGGAUGUUCAAUCUAAAGUAAGUGAUGUAGUUCUUGGGAAAGAAAAACCAGUUGAAGAAACAAAUCCAGAGUAUGAGAAAUUAAAACGAUAUAUAUUUGAGCUUGAAGAUCACUUAGCUGAAGCCCAGAAGCAUGCGUAUCGUCUAGUAAAGAGACACAGAGAGUUGGGGCAAUCUCUAUCAGAUUUUGGUAAGGCAAUCAAACUCCUUGGUGCUUGUGAAGGAGAUGCUCUUGGGACUGCUUUCUCUGAGCUUGGAGCAAAAUCAGAGAUGCUAUCAAUCAAACUACAAAGAGAAGCCCACCAUCUUUUAAUGAAUUUUGAAGAGCCAUUGAAAGAUUACGUUCGUGCAGUGCAAUCUAUCAAGGGGACCAUAGGAGAGAGGGCUAAUGCUUUCAGACAACAAUGUGAAUUGAGCGAGACAAUAAAGCUAAAAGAAAUUGAUCUCAACAAAUUGAGGCUAACUCGAUCCGAAAAGAUGUUAGAUGCAGAGCAUGAAUACGAGGAGCUGAAAGCUGAUGGUGAAGAAGCAACGAGAAGAUUUGAGACAAUUGUGAAGCUAAUGAAUGAAGAAAUCAUUCGUUUCCAAGAUGAGAAAACACAAGACAUGGGGUUGGCUUUUCAUGAAUUUGCAAAAGGACAAGCGCGUUUAGCAAAUGGUAUUGCUGAUGCUUGGCGAAGUCUCAUUCCAAAACUUGAUGCUCUCACUCUCUCUUCCUCAUAA
Molecule: messenger RNA, 1470 nt
Organism: Lactuca saligna
Lineage: Eukaryota; Viridiplantae; Streptophyta; Magnoliopsida; Asterales; Asteraceae
Source: the annotation of a GenBank genome assembly